AUGUAUAGUCUCAGGACCGCAACAAAGGUAUACAGCAACUUCGAGUUGACUGCCUCAUUGUUAUUGGGCCUCAUCUCAACCCUGAAAGAACAGAAAAGACGAGAACUUGAAGAUUGUCAGAAUAGUUCUACGAGUUCAGCUUGCUCUAGAGCUGUGUCUCUGGUAGGAUAUGUAUCAGUUCGCGACUACCGAGCGAUUGACUGCACCGACUGGAGCGCAGAAUCUCUCCCAAGCAAGAAGCUGCAUUCUACGAGCGAGGAAUUGGCGAUGUUUCCGACCACAAUGUCGACGUUUCGUACGGGUAUUACGGCUACAGUUACUAUGACGAAUAAUGUGCCCACAACUCUGGAAAUGAUUUCCGUUGCUCCAUCCACUGGUACAAUUACCAAGCCAGUGACCAUCACCGCUACCCCUUCAAGUGAUGCGCCUACAACUGUGGAGGCGGUUACGACUGCUUCCACCACUGAUACUUCGCACCUUUCGGUGACAGAUACUGCUGCUCCUUCGACUUAUGCCUCUAAUGCAUUGGAAACGGCUACCACUGCUCCUGCUACACAUAUAACCGCCAAGUCAAGAACCGGAACUGUUGACCCCUCUGCUCACACGCAUGCUAUAUCAAAAGUCAAGGCCAAUGACCCCUCGACUCACUCAACGAGCUUGACCACACCCAUCCUCCCAAGCACGACAAAUCCCCUGUUGCAACUUCUACAACUUCUACAACUCCCAAUAACCAUCCACCCACACCACUCCCCUCCUCCAUCAGAAAAUUCCGAACCCUAUUAACAUGGGCAUGGAUACCUAUCGGAAUCUUUAUUUUCAGUCACAUUUCCAGUCUGCUCCUGAUCACUAUAAAGC
Pseudomassariella vexata is the source of this 855-nucleotide messenger RNA. RefSeq lists its product as uncharacterized. The transcript has 4 exons. The record is from RefSeq and is a predicted model, not a curated record. Bases 1 to 783 code for a protein of 260 amino acids. Lineage: Eukaryota; Fungi; Ascomycota; Sordariomycetes; Amphisphaeriales; Pseudomassariaceae.